AUGUCGUCUUCAAAUACAAGUGCAGAUCUUAGUGCAUCCGUAAACAAUGUAUCGAAUAUUAUUCUUCGUUAUAUACCUAUUUUUAUCUAUGGUUUUGGUUUAGCCGGGAACUGUCUUAAUGUUCUUGUUCUUGGUCAACGAAAUCUUCGUUCAACUCCAUCAGCUAUUUUCUUUAUUUUCUCAUCAAUUGCUGGCUGUAUUGUUAUUGUUAGUGGACUUACUAGUCGAAUGAUGUCUGGUUAUUCAGUUGAUUUAACUUUAACGGUUGGAUGGAUUUGUAAAAUUCGAAAUGUUAUUCUAUAUAGUGCAAGAACACUCGUCUUAUUGAUGAUUGUCUUAGCUACGAUUGAUCGUUGGUUAUUAUCUAGUGUUAAUGUACAUUUUCGACAUAUGAGCAAUAUGAAAAAUGUUCAACGAAGUAUAUUUAUUGCUUUUAUUUAUACAUGUGUUAUCAAUGCUCCAAUCAUUUUCUGCUAUCAAGCUAAUCUUACCGAUACUAUACGUGGAUGUUAUGGUUCAACAUAUUCCUGUCGUUUGACGACAGAUUUAAUCUAUGCAUUUGGUUCAACGUUAUUACCAUUAUUUUUAAUGAUAGUCUUUGGAUUGUUGACAGUCAAAAACGUGCGUCAGAUACGAAGACGAGUACAGGUAAUGGAUGGAACAACAACAAGUCAAGACAAUAGGAAUGCUUCACCGAAUAUAACUGAACAACAACGACUAAGAAAACGAGAUCGAAGUUUAUUGAGAAUGCUUUUUGUUCAAGUUAGUUUUCUUAUCUUACUUACUUGUCCGCAUGCCAUUCAAAAAGUAUAUUCAUCAUUUGCUGCGAGCCCACCUCCACAAUCAUUAGAAUAUGCUAUUCAAACUUUGAUCUUUAAUUUCUUCACACUUUUUACAUUUACAGCUAGCGGAAUGCCAUUUUAUAUUUAUACAUUAACUGGUGGAAUUAUAUUUCGAGAUGCACUAUUUGAUCUUAUUAAGCCCGGUAUAUUAAAGAGGUUUUGCCACUAA
Molecule: messenger RNA, 1011 nt
Organism: Adineta steineri
Lineage: Eukaryota; Metazoa; Rotifera; Eurotatoria; Adinetida; Adinetidae
Source: the annotation of a GenBank genome assembly